This is a messenger RNA of Crotalus tigris (Tiger rattlesnake), 3904 nucleotides long. RefSeq names its product zinc finger translocation associated (gene ZFTA). NCBI's taxonomy places the organism in Eukaryota, Metazoa, Chordata, Lepidosauria, Squamata, Viperidae. The coding region runs from base 171 to 2054 and encodes 627 amino acids. The record is from RefSeq and is a predicted model, not a curated record. The transcript is spliced from 5 exons. Gene Ontology annotation, biological process: negative regulation of DNA-templated transcription.
UGCAGAAUUCUUGCAUUUAUAUGCUGAGGAUUUUUGGAAAAUUGGGGGGGGGAUUGCAUGCAAUUGCAAGCGAGAAGCGAGGGAAGGGGGGAAUCGAUCGGUGCAAAGGGGGGGCGAUGGAUGUCUGAAAAAGAAAAGAGAGAGAGAGAGAGGAGAGCGGAGGAGCAGGCAUGGAGCCCCCCCACCUUUCCAUCAAGCAGGAGCCCCUGGAUUCAGGAGAUUCCACGUGCCCGGAAGGAGCCUCCGAUUCCCAGCAUAGCGGCGAAUCUGGCCGUCUGCUGCAUCCCGCCGGGAACGGCCUGCUACGAGGGAUUACCAAAAAGGACCCCGUGUCCCUCUUGGCUGGAGGGCGCAAAUACUCGGACCAUUGCGAAGCGCGCGCUUCCAGGCCCGGCAAAAGCCGGAUUCCCGGGCGGGACCACCGGCGGUAUUACCACGAACAUUGGCGGGCUGAAUACCUGAUGGAUUUUAACGCGGCGCGGCACAGUAUGAUCUGCAUGGUGUGUGGGAGCUCCCUGGCGACGCUCAAGCUCAGCACCAUCAAGAGACACAUUCGGCAAAAGCACGCCUACUCGCUCACCUGGAACGCCCAGGAGAAAGCGGUCAUCAUGAACAGCUGGGAUGCCCACCUGGGCCUGGAGAUGGAGGUGGAGGGGGCCCGCGAGUCCGCCAAAGGAGCCGGUGUCCCCCCUGGGGAUCAUGGAGAGAUUUUGCUGGACGGAGGUUGCCGGACACGCCGUGGCCCGGCUCCCCUCCCCUCUCGUGGGGCACGCCGGCCCUCCAGCCUAACCCUGAAGUCUUCCCCGGAGGGCGAGUCCCAGAGCCUGGAGCAAUAUUUGAAGCAAUCCUUGCAAAGCUGGUUCCAGUCUGAAUUCCUGAUGGAUUACGACCCGCAGGGCAACCGUCUCUUCUGUAUGAUGUGCGGAUCCUCCCUGCCCAGUUUGAACCUGGAUGACAUCAAGCGCCACGUGAUGGAGGCGCACCCCACUUCCCUGGGCUUCAGCCCCGCGGAGAAGGGGGCCAUCCUGGAAGCCUGGAACUCUCGGGAGCUGGCGCUGGGAGCCGAGGGGAGAAAUGAAGAGGACGCAGAAACCGGCCUGUCUGCGCAACAGGAUCUGAACACGAAAGAGCUGGACUCCUCAGCCUCCCCAGAUCACCCCACGGCAGAGGAGGGGAUGGACGAGGCCGGCCCGUGGGACUCGGAAGAGAGCAGCCCUCGCGUUCCAGCACGUGGCCGAGACCACCGUCGCUACUUCCAGGAACACUGGAGGGUGGAGUACUUAAUGGACUACAACGGGGUGCGCCACGGGCUGGUGUGCAUGGUCUGCGGGAGCACCCUGGCCACACUCAAGAUGAGCACUAUCAAGAGGCACAUUCAACAGAAGCAUCCCGACUCCACGCAACUUAGCCACCAGGUCAAGGCGCUCAUCGUGCAGGAGUGGAAUCAGAAAGUGGCCCGCUUGGCGGAUGCCGACGACUCGCAGCCCGAAACAGAUGCCGAGGUGGAUCAAGCCGAAUCACGGCGUGUUUACAAGCCACCUGCAUCUCCCGAGGAUCCUCCAGAGGGUUGGGCCUCUCCUAAGAGGGAAGAAGAUACCCCCGGAGCAGACAGGCUGGCCCUGCCCCAGCCAUCUCCGGGGGCUGCCUCCACGCCAGUCGGGACCCUAUCUCGGCGGAGUCAGCGCCGAAACUACCAGCCCCGCUGGCGGGUGCAGUACCUGAUGGACUACGACGAGCAGAAACACGGCUUGAUCUGCAUGGUGUGUGGGGGCACGCUGGCCACCCUCAAAGUCAGCACCAUCAAACGCCACAUCCUCCAGGUGCAUCGCUUCUCUCUGGAGUACACCGAGCUGGAGAAACAGACAAUCCUCGAAGCUUACGGUGAAAACGACCGAGUUUCCGGUGGAAGGGAGCCGGGUCCAAAGGCGCCCGCUGUCAACUCCGAAACUCGGGAGGUUAAGCCAAAGGUGGAAGAGGCAAGGAAGAUGGCGUUGGAUUACAAGCUGUCUUUUGUGCGAUUUAGCCCCGGCUCUGAACAGUCGGGGAAACGGUGAAUGGGACGGUUUGUCGUUUCCUUGCGUCCAGCCGUGGACGGCAGAGAGGGUUCAAAUGUUUUUCGGAGAGCUGAGCAACGCUGCAGAGGCCCAGACAUAAUUCUUUUCCUUCUUGUCCAGAGCAUUUGUUUAAUUGCAUGUUGUGUUCCAGUAGCAACAGCUUUUUUUUUGUUUGUUUGUUCCUGGGCCUCUGGGCUGCAGAGAUUUUGACUCAGAAAACGUGGGGGCUGGGGGGCUUAUGGUACAUGGAGGCGCUCCAGAGCUGGGAGAAACGAAACCAAACGAAAAAAAGCAUAUUCCUCCAAGCCAGGAAUGGAAAAGAGCGGUGGACUUAUCUUGAAACAGUAAUUGUUAGGAGGCUUGCGAGCUGCUCAAUCUUCACGUAUGGCGUUUCUUAUCCUGCGACUUUGCUUCCGGAAGGCACUUAACAGGCUUGUGGAUGCGGUUUUAUUUUUUUAACUCUUGUGUUGCGGUAUUCAGAGGUACGGGCCAGCUGUAGCAAUUUCUGUGGUCAAGCCGCUUUGCCUCGUCGCUCAGGGUCAGAAAGCAGCUCUCCACGCAAGCAAGGCUGGGCAUAAUAACCCUUACCUGGAAACUAGUUGGCGUGGACCUGGUGCACACGGGCCUGCCUUUAGGUUUUUCAUUUAUUUUAAUUUUUUUUUUAAAAAAGGGAAGGUGCAUGCCACAAACCCAGAAGGAUUUCCACUAGUGUCGUUUUUGCUUCCUGCCUCAGGAAUGUCUUCGUGCAAGCAUUAGAAAACAGAAAACAGAGGGAGAACAGAUGGGAGAAGGUCGUGGUGUAAAAUGUUGGCCAGCAUUGUGACAUUAGGGAGUAGCACAAGGCAUUGUGGGUGGACGGGGCUGAUUCUAAGAAGCAAGCUUUUGGUUUUGCAACAGGGCUGUGGAAAAAGCCGGCCCUUUGGGUUCCAAAACUUCCAAGAGAAAUUCCCCAAGGAAAUGAUAAAUUAUGUUUCUCCUGCACCCCCAAAACUGAAUAAUGACGGCCGCACCCAGAACCCGGUGGCAUCACUUAAGGAAGUCCUGGGGAGAAUUUGGGCUGGGUUCACAAUUUUCUCUUGGGGCUGCACUUAACGCACGUGUAGAAGAGCGGACAUAUCACAAGAAAAAUCAAGGGAUUCUGUGUUUAGGGGACUGUACCAUGCCAGGUGGCGAAAGGGCAUCGUUCACAGGGUUUCUUCCGUGAAGAAUUGAAUUUUUCCCUAUUUUUUUUUUUUAAACCAACAGUACAGCACAGAAGGAAACAGGAGGACAGUUUAAGCUGUGAUGUUUUUUGGAUGCAGAAAAGCAACGAGAAAAAAGUCUUCAAAUGUCCCAAUUAAGUGCGGUCCAGAAAAACAAAAGUCGCAAGUCUGCUAGAUUUAAGAGUUUCGCUCUUCUGGUAUAAAUUACUAGCACUUCCAUCCUUGUGGGCUCCAGGUCUGUUCCUCUGUAGUAAAGGAUUAGCAGGCCAUGGAGGACUUCCACUUGAGCCAUGGGUUUUGCCUUCUGCAGUGGGUAGAGGGGUCUUUCCAAGGAAGAUGGGACAAUUUGGAAUGGUAGAUAUAAAUCCCGGCUAAGCAACGGGAGAGAAACAUCUGCUGGCCGAGAAGGAAUGAGUGGGAUGGGGUUUCAGAGGACCCUCUGGGCUGCACCCAAAUUGUUCGACUCUUAAUGGGCCAGCGAGGGUCUUUCAGGAAACGGUUUUGGAAAUAAGUGGGUAGGGAUCAAAUUGAAGGGCCCUGGGUGCUCUCUGAGCUGGGUGGUUCUCUUGCAGAUGUUUCAUGACCAAGGUAACAUCAUCAGUGCUAGAAGGAAAAGGAUGAAGAAGAGGACUGUGAGGUCCUUGGUGU